UUCCGUCCAAGGGGCAAUGGCUACACGCGGCUUGGAGAUGGCGUCUUCAUCGAUAUCGUUGGGAGAGAUUAUGGAGAACUACAUGAGUCCCAGCAACCACAUACGAACAAGCGAUGUUGAAGGUGUUCUCGUGGACGCGGAUACAGUGCACACGUCAUGGGAACAAUUGAGUCCAUCGCUGUCCAUGUCACCUGUGUCGAGCACUACAUCGACAAUCUCAUUUCACAUGCAUGAUGUGGACGACGUCGAAGUGGACGGCAACAAGGAUCUUGUCGGCGACACUGAAAGCGAUGUCACCUGGGACACUGUAAAGUGGCCAGGUCCUACGAAGGUUGAGCAAGCCACAGCGAAGAAGCCCAUUCUCGGUGGGGGAUUCGCGGUUGAGCACAACAACAACGGUACACUUGACAUGAACGCGCUCGACAUUGCGCCAGCUCCUUUCCCACCGCCGCCCUCAGAGGCGCCCGCCGUCCUCCCGAACAGCCAGGAAGCCACAACAGACAACCAGAGUGACGGGUGUUGUGAGGAAGCUGCGCCCAACACGUCAAAGAGCGAUGUACCGAACGAGCCUGUGGAUGUUGACGGCGCUCAUGACAUUGCUGCGGCAGACAUCGUCUCUUCGUCAGAACCAUGCCGUCAACCAGUCGAAUUCUCAACAUUUAAUGAGGUUGACGCUGAAUGCAACGGGAAGGACAUGGCAUGGCACGAACCAAUUCCCCAACUUGACGGAAUCGCACCAUCCACGGCGCUACGUUCGAGUGGCCAGGAGCCUCCGGCGAGCGCUGCAGGCUUUCUCGCAGCGGAUUCACUAGGCAUACCCCGAUAUUCUAGCGCGGACGUCGGCGAUAAAGCGGACAAAGUCAAGGACACUCUGAAGAUCAAUCCGCUGACAUCAUCGAAAGCCCCGGCCAUGGGGCAUGCGUCAGCGGUGGUGGCCCCGACGCCCUCGCCAGCAGCCCUCUCGAACGGGAACCCAUUUGACAAACCUAUCAACGUAACCACGACUGUAAAGACGGGCUUCCGACCAAUGGCACUUUCGUCAACUCCCACGCCGCCUCGGUGGUUAUUCCAGCGUCUCCAAGAUGCGGCACGAGCUAAAGUGCAAUCGCUCGCUCAGUUGAUCCCUUCAACUACCGACCACAGAGCAGGCUCCUCCAUGCGAGGAUGCUCGUAUCCCACGUCGAUGGUCCUGUUGCCAUUCCACUUUGAGUCGGUGCUACGUGCACAGGGGGCCACCGCCGCCUACGAAGCGCUUGGACGAGGCUGGUCGUUGGCCCAGACGCUUCUCGAGUCGGGGAUGCAAGCCAUGCAACAGCCCAGCGCGGUCUCCGCAGCGGCGGUCGACAGAUCGUGGUACUAUUUGUACUUGGUGGACGAAGUUGAAGGGACCCUCGUGAUGGUUCCACGUCUUGCCACGUCCUCCAUGUACCCGCUGUUGGUGGACUCGGACUUGGUCGGCAUCUUCUUGCCAUUCCUUGCGUCGGGGCUGCACAUGGUGCACAACAUCCAAGAACUAGUCAACUUCCCAACCUCGAACGACGUAGUGCAGACCACCCUCAUGCACCUACGCACAGCUCAAGCGGCGCUGCGACUCCCUUGCUUGCAAUACGUUCCCGUUUUAACCGAGGCGAUCAUUCAAGCCAAGGGCGGAGACCACGUGUCUCGACGACGGGUGCUCGACGUUGCCCGCCGCGAGCUGCACCGCACGUUUCAAGCACUCGAUCCAGCGCGAGACUGCAGUGGGCUCGAGCGCGUCGUGGAGCCGACAACGGGGGUGCCGUUGUGGACGUACAAGUCGAAUCUGCCCCCUCCGCUCGACCGAUUUGUGCGUUGCAUGGACGAACAGGACUGGGAUACCGACGAUUUUCUCCUCGAGGAAUCGUUGACGGCGAGAUUGUGCCCAACCAACGGGCAACAACGUGUGUGUGCUUGCACCAUCUCGUGAGGACGAAGGCAAGACGGCAUGCAUGUGAUCUGCACGAACUCCAUGAUACGUUGAAUGUUGCGUUCUCUGCCUUGCGUGCGCGUAGAGAGGCAGGUUCCUUUCGUUUCACACUGCUCAAGUGUCCCCACACGCAGAAUUCAGAAUUCCACGUGCCAUUUAUUGGAUCAGAGUGAAUACACGUUUCAUAAUAUUUUUUCAACAAGUCGACGUGCGGUUUGAAAUUCAACUGGGUGGUGACAAAAAAUUCAAGUAUAGUGAUCCCGCA
Molecule: messenger RNA, 2210 nt
Organism: Aphanomyces invadans
Lineage: Eukaryota; Oomycota; Saprolegniomycetes; Saprolegniales; Verrucalvaceae
Exons: 7
Coding region: 17-1945 (642 amino acids)
Source: RefSeq, a predicted model, not a curated record